Colletotrichum truncatum is the source of this 306-nucleotide messenger RNA. RefSeq names its product ubiquitin family protein. Lineage: Eukaryota; Fungi; Ascomycota; Sordariomycetes; Glomerellales; Glomerellaceae. Gene Ontology annotation, cellular component: nucleus; septin ring. Gene Ontology annotation, biological process: protein sumoylation. The record is from RefSeq and is a predicted model, not a curated record. Gene Ontology annotation, molecular function: protein tag activity; ubiquitin-like protein ligase binding.
AUGUCCGGCGAACAUGAGAACGGCAGCCCGUCCGCUGGCGGCCAGGACGCUCCCCCCCCGGCUGUCGAGCACCUCAACAUCAAAGUCACCGAUAACAACAACGAGGUCUUCUUUAAGAUCAAACGGUCCACAAAGCUUGAGAAACUUAUGACAGCUUUCUGUGAGCGGCAAGGCAAAGCUAUCAGCUCUGUCCGUUUUCUUUUCGAGGGCCAGCGUGUUCAGCCUACGGAUACCCCCGACACGCUUGAAAUGGCAGAUGGUGAUACUCUCGAAGUGCACCAAGAGCAGGUUGGCGGUUCCUCUUAA